Molecule: messenger RNA, 1287 nt
Organism: Drosophila innubila
Lineage: Eukaryota; Metazoa; Arthropoda; Insecta; Diptera; Drosophilidae
Gene: ppk29
Exons: 10
Coding region: 1-1272 (423 amino acids)
Biological process (GO): sodium ion transmembrane transport
Cellular component (GO): membrane
Molecular function (GO): ligand-gated sodium channel activity
Source: RefSeq, a predicted model, not a curated record
AUGUACAAUUACAAUAUACAUUGGUUCACAAAUGUGACGUCACAGCUUAAAUGGUCAGAACUAUUCUUUUGGAUAUGCGUUAUUCUUAUUUCUGGAUGGAAUAUGGGCUCAAUUUUUCUUUUAAUGAUGACAAGAUUUCAAACCGAUUCGACCAGCAUUGGAGUAACGACCACAUAUAUACAUUGGUCAAAUACAUUUCCCGCCGUGAGCAUUUGUCUUAUAAAGAAUAAAAUAACUGAGGAGUUCACACAAACCGUAAUGCGACGAGUUCCUCCCAAUAAAACCGUAGAUAACACCUAUGUGAAAAAUUUAUAUGAGUACCUGUUCUUAAUACCCGAAAACAGUAAUAUUAAAGAAGCAUACUGUAGAGGCUGGAAUUCAACAUGUGGAGUUAAUAUUUUGGAAAUGAGAAAACAGUUUCUUACCCACACGUGCAGAACUAUUUUUAAAGAAAUUUAUUACGGUAAUAACUUGUUGGAAAACUGCGAAACUAUAUUCAAAUUUCAUGAGCUGGAGGUUGGAUACUGUUUUCUAGCCAACAGUCUUAUUGAUUACAAAAACCUCGAUGAGUUGCCUUUGAAAUAUACAUCGUCGGAUAAAUACCGUAAUCUGAAAUUAGUUUUACAGACUGAUCUACUAUACAAAUAUCAAUUAUAUGUUCAUAGUCCUGAGGAUGUACCCUAUUUUAAUGCGGAGGGAUAUCCUGUUACAACAAGACCAAAAGUCUAUAGUUUUAAUAUUGAAGAGCUGCAUAAUAAUAAUGAUGUUAUUCUGGAAAAAGUGAAACAACGAAUGUGCAAAUUUCCGGAAGAAAGCAAUCAUUCAAAAUUUGUUUACAGCUUCUCAGCCUGCAUGUCUCAAUUAAGGCAGCAAAUGGAGAUGGAAAUGUGCAACUGCACUUUAUUUAAUUCCAUGUCGUAUCAAGAUUAUUGCGAUGUCCAGGGAAUAAGAUGUUUGCAGAAGGCUUUCGUUUCAAAACUAGUAAAGGAUUACGUUUCCAUCAACUUGGUGUGCUUGCCUUCCUGCAUGGAACAACAGAUAAGCUUUGUUGGAUCAAUAGAAGAACGUGUUGACCAAAAGGAUUUCGUUGUUGAAAUUGAUAUUGCCAGUCCACCUUCAGCUAGGUUUUACCGCAUAGUUACUCAGACCAAAUUAGAUCUCAUAGUUGCGGUCGGAGGUGUCAUUGGACUAUUUGUUGGCUUAUCUUUGCUCAAUAUUUUAGAAGUAAUUUCCUUGAUUCUUCAAAAAAUUAAGAAGCUAUUCACGAAAUAAAUUUAUUUAACUGCA